This is a messenger RNA of Monodelphis domestica (gray short-tailed opossum), 1273 nucleotides long. RefSeq names its product T-box-containing protein TBX6L-like. The record is from RefSeq and is a predicted model, not a curated record. Gene Ontology annotation, molecular function: DNA-binding transcription factor activity, RNA polymerase II-specific; RNA polymerase II cis-regulatory region sequence-specific DNA binding. Gene Ontology annotation, cellular component: nucleus; chromatin. Gene Ontology annotation, biological process: cell fate specification; regulation of transcription by RNA polymerase II; positive regulation of DNA-templated transcription. NCBI's taxonomy places the organism in Eukaryota, Metazoa, Chordata, Mammalia, Didelphimorphia, Didelphidae.
CUGUGGUCUCCCCCCAGAGCCAAUGGCCCCAAGGGGCACACCAGCUCCGGGCCCCCACAGCCCCAUCUCUGCCUCCCUGGAGGAUGUGGAUCUCUGGACCGAGUUCUAUCGGGUUGGCACAGAGAUGGUCAUCACCAAAUCUGGCAGACGAAUGUUCCCCCAGUGCAAAAUCAGGCUCUCUGGCUUGGUCCCUUACCUCAAGUACGUGGUACUGGCCGACUUUGUGUCUGUGGACAACUUCCGGUAUAAGUGGGCCAAAGACCAGUGGGAAGUGGCGGGCAAGGCUGAGCCUCAGCUCCCUGGCCGCUCCUACAUCCACCCAGACUCGCCGGCCUAUGGCAGCCACUGGAUGAAGGAGCCCGUGUCCUUCCACAAAAUGAAGCUCACCAACAACACGCUGGACCAGCACGGCCACAUCAUUCUCCAUUCCAUGCACCGCUACCAGCCCCGCUUCCUCGUGGCCCAGGCUGAUGACCUCUUCAAUGUCUGCUGGAAUCUCUUCCAAGUCUUUAGCUUCCCCCAGACGGUCUUCAUCUCCGUCACGGCCUACCAGAAUGAGCAGAUCACGAAGCUCAAGAUCGACAACAAUCCCUUUGCAAAAGGAUUCCGGGAACAAGGGAGGAAGCCGAGGAGGGCCCUCAGAUUCAGCCCAGGCCGGGGCCUGACGAAGGAGCGGCUCAGGGAGCUUGUGUCCAGCCCGGAGCCAGAGCGGUCUGGUCUGACUAAGGAGGACGCUGCGGACCAGGCUGAGGCCAGGGGAGGCUCCGGGCCGGUCAGCAGCAGCAGGUUCUCCCCACUCUGGGGGCCCCGGGAGCUGAACCAGACAGAGGGGCCACCAGGAGAAGCAGCGGGGACCAGCCCUGGCCCUUACCCCGUGUACAGGUUCCAGGACUUCAGCCCCGGCCUGUGGGAAGCGGUUCCUGGCAGCGAUGGGCGGCCCAGGCCGGAGCCAGAGGUCCGUCUCCCCCCGCACGGUCCCCCGUACCCGGCGUACGGCCCGGAGGCCGGGCCCGGCCCGUGGCUGGUCCCUGCCCUGGACGGCGCUGCCCCCGGGGCCUCCGCAGACUGGGCCCAGCGCCCCAUCCUGUCCUACGCGUGCUGGUGAGCGCCGGCCCCAGCGAGGCCUGCCUGGGGGGGGGUGCUCUGCCGAGGCCCCCCUCCCCCUCUCCUCCCUGGGCGGGGCUGGUGGGCAGAGCCGGGCCGGGCAGCCCCCCUCCUCCUCCUCCGCCCCCGCCACUUGUAGCUGAUAAUAAAAACUGUCCUGUCCGGCGGA